CCAUCCUCUUUGACAUCAUCACACACAUACCCAGCAUUCAUCAAUAUGUUCAAGAGGGUACAAAAGGCGAAUGCCGAUCAUGAGAAACGAGUAAAGAGAGGAGAAGUGGAAGAAGAUGAGGGACCAAGAGAAUUGGCUAUGGACAUGGAUAGCGAUAGUGAUUCAAGCGAAGGAAGUGAAAGUGGGUCAAGCAGCUCAGCAUCAUCCAGCAGUGAAGAUGAGAAGCCUUCAAAAGCGGUGAAGAAUGGCAAGGCAGCAGAGACUACUUCAAAGAAGAGAAAGCAUGAGGAGGAGGAAGAAGAAGAUUCUGACGAUGACUCUGAUGAAGACUCAGACGAAGAAGAUUCGGAAGAGGAGGAUUCAUCCAAAGACGGCAAACCUACCGAUCCAGCUGAAGAUGCACUUUUGAGACCAUCCAUUCAAAAAGCAUUUGAUGAACCAAUUUUCAUCAAACCAAAUGCGAUCGUUAGACAGGGAUACAAGCAUCGUUCGUGUCAUAUGUGCCCUCAAGUUUUGAUCAAGACGGAAAAGAUGAUUGAAACACAUUUGAAAUCGGGAUCACAUCAGCGAAAGGUGAAAAGAUAUUCAAAAGAAGCAGAGUUGCUCAAACCAGAACAACGUAAAGAACCUUCUGAAGGUGGAAUGAGUAUCGUGGAAUUACGUGAGCGCGUUGAAAAGAAGUUGGCAAGACAACAAGAAGGUCAACGAAAAGUACUUGAACAUGCUAAACAGAUGAAAUUGGAAGCUAGACGAAAGAGAGCAGUGGUAAAAGCAGCAAACCGUCAAGCUAGAAAAGAAGCCAAAUUGGCCAAAAAAGCCGUUAUGGAAGCAGCAAAAAAGAAUGGUAAAUCACCUAACAAGAAACAAAAGACGGAAAAGGAACAAAAGGAAAAAGAUGUUGUAGCUGAUCCUGGUGAUGAUUCUACGAAGCAACUUCAACCAAAGAAGGAGAAAAAGCAAGACAUUGCCAAGGAUAUCAUUCAACAAAAGUUAGCUGUCCUCAAGCAAACGGAAAAAGAUCCACGUAAAUUGACCAAAAAGUACGUCAAGAAGCAUCUAUUGACGGCCAAAGAACGUGAUGAAUUGAAAAAGGUCAAAAAUCAACAAAAGAGUCAACUGAAAUACGAAGUCAGACAGAGAAAGCGAGAGAAGAAAGCUGCUGCUGCUGCCGCUAAAGAAGGCGGUGAAGAAGAAUGAGGUUGUUUCCCUUGACCAUGAUCACACAAAGUGUACAUUUAGCCCUUUCAUACAUUCAAUAUUAUUCUGAUGAAGUUUAUAAUGGAAUGCUCUUUCCAUA
This is a messenger RNA of Meira miltonrushii, 1297 nucleotides long. RefSeq lists its product as uncharacterized. The transcript has a single exon. NCBI's taxonomy places the organism in Eukaryota, Fungi, Basidiomycota, Exobasidiomycetes, Exobasidiales, Brachybasidiaceae. The record is from RefSeq and is a predicted model, not a curated record. The coding region runs from base 46 to 1197 and encodes 383 amino acids.